AACAAGCAGACCUGGCUUUCAGUGCAAUAAAGGACAAUGACAUACUGUACACCAUGUGUACUGUCCCUAUAACUUGCUGGAUUGUAUGUACAGUUAUGAGACCACUACUAAAAAAGGGAUUAUCUGUGAUUGAUUCCAAAACAUCCACUUCCAUUUACCUGUUGUACCUAAAGGGUUUAAUAAAGUAUCAUGGAAGGGACUCUGCACAGUCAAUACCAUCACUUAUAAAGAAGCUGUGUGCUUUGGCCAAUGAAGGAGCUUGGGACAGCAGGAUUGUAUUUGAAGAAUCAGAUCUUGUAAGACAUGGACUCUCUGUGUCAGAGCUGGAGUCUGUGUUUCUAAAUGAGAACAUCUUCCAUAGCGACAUUGACACCCACACCUGCUACAGCUUCAUCCAUCUGAGUGUGCAGGAGUUCUUUGCUGCUCUCUACUAUGUCCUGGACCAUAAAUCAGUGAAAAAAUACUUUCAUUUCUUGAAGAAUAAUAAUGUUAAAAACUUACUGAAGGCAUCAGAAGAUCAGCCACAUCUAACAUUAACUGUACAAUUCUUAUUUGGUCUUUCAAGCAAAAAACAAAUUCAGGAGACUAAGAAAACCAUUGGUUGUCCAAUUUCAUUCAGGGAAAAACCUAUCUUGGUGGACUGGCUGAAGAGACAGUCAUUGGACUGCCAUAACGAAAUACUAUGCUGCCUGUAUGAGACACAGGAUGAGGUCUUCGUGGGGAAAAUGAUGUCUCACUUUCUAAACAUUAAAAUUAACAUUCUCAAUGAUAAAAAAGGGAGACAGGAGAACAUUGGUUAUCGAGCUGUGGCCUACUGCUUGGAGAGAAGUACAAUACAACAUUCUGUUACUUUUUAUGUCUACAUAAUAGGACCAAAGGCUCGGAAUGUUCUCUCUAAAGCACUUUCCAAGUGUUCGCAACUUCGUUUCAAGAGAUGCAGAUUUCCUGUUACAGAGGACGUGAGUCAGGCUGGAUCCAGUUUAUCUGGGAUGUUUGGAAAGUGUCAGAUGAAGGAACUAAAGUUACAUAGUUGUGGUCUGACCUCCUCCUGCUGUGAUGAUCUCCGCACUGUUAUUACUUCAAACCGCUCUCUGACCAGACUGAACCUGUCAUUCAAUGCCCUGGAGGACUCUGGAGUAAAACUCCUGUGUGAGGGACUGAGACAUCCGGCCUGUGCUCUAGAAGAACUUAGGAUAAGGGGCUGUGCUCUGACCUCCUCCUGCUGUGAUGAUCUCUGCUCUGUUAUUACUACAAACCGCUCUCUGACCAGACUGGACCUGUCAUUCAAUGCCCUAAAGGACUCUGGGAUAAAACGUCUGUGUGAGGGACUGAGGCACCCAUCCUGUGUCUUACAUGAUCUUAUGUUAUGGAGCUGUGGUCUGACCUCCUCCUGCUGUGAUGAUCUCCGCUCUGUUCUUACUACAAACCGCUCUCUGAUCUCACUGGACCUGUUACGAAACAAUCUACAGGACUCUGGAAUAAAACGUCUGUGUGAGGGACUGAGACAUCCAAACUGUGCCCUACUGGAACUUCGGUUAUGGAGCUGUGAUCUGACCUCCUCCUGCUGUGAUGAUCUCCGCUCUGUUCUUACUACAAACCACUCUCUGACCAGACUGGACCUGUCAUAUAAUUCUCUGGGGGACUCUGGAAUAAAACUUCUGUGUGAGGGACUGAGACACCCGGCCUGUAGCCUAGAGCAUCUUAGGUUAGAGGGCUGUGGUCUGACCUCCUCCUGCUGUGACGAUCUACUCUCUGUUAUUAUUAUGAACAACUCUCGAACCAGACUGGACCUGACAGGGAAUGCUCUGGAGAACGUUGGAAUAAAACUUGAGGAGCCUGUGAUUCCGCCUCUGUAGCUUCUGGUGUAAAAUGAUUGAGUUACAUCCAGAAAAUUGUGUUAGAUUGAAAAGUGCAUAUAUAUCUGUAAUGAAUGGGGAUUCACACAGUGGCUCACAAGUCAGAAACAUUGCACCUCAGAGAUAAAUGUGAGUCUCAACUUGUACUCAGAGAUGGACCCACUACUGAACUGCCCACAAUAUUUCCCAUAUGCCCAUGACACGCCAGCAUUCACGUGGCGUGUAUCACCCAUAGUUGUGUAUGCUCAGCAUGGAUGAACGUGCAGUGCAAGAUCCAUCCACAAGUGUUGGUGCAGCUCUGAGACAGCCUCAAUGUGAUUUCUGUGUUACCUGCAUCUAUACAUAUCUGCAUUGGGAUUCCACUGGGAGAUCCUGGGUUUGUCUAAAGUUCUCACAAUGGGGGUAAUUCUGAGUUG
Messenger RNA from Pseudophryne corroboree (corroboree frog), 2272 nucleotides. RefSeq names its product NACHT, LRR and PYD domains-containing protein 12-like. Gene Ontology annotation, biological process: regulation of inflammatory response. The transcript has 7 exons. Gene Ontology annotation, cellular component: cytoplasm. The coding region runs from base 54 to 1856 and encodes 600 amino acids. Lineage: Eukaryota; Metazoa; Chordata; Amphibia; Anura; Myobatrachidae. The record is from RefSeq and is a predicted model, not a curated record. Gene Ontology annotation, molecular function: protein binding.